Telopea speciosissima is the source of this 1056-nucleotide messenger RNA. Its product is annotated as GDSL esterase/lipase At2g40250-like. The record is from RefSeq and is a predicted model, not a curated record. Gene Ontology annotation, molecular function: hydrolase activity, acting on ester bonds. NCBI's taxonomy places the organism in Eukaryota, Viridiplantae, Streptophyta, Magnoliopsida, Proteales, Proteaceae. The transcript is spliced from 4 exons.
AUGGCGUUGUCUUCUCGUACUUCUUGUGCUCUCCCGAUCGAAGCAAACAAUCACAAGAUUACUGUUGUCUUUGCUUUCGGUGAUUCAACUUUAGAUCUAGGGAAUAAUGAUGGAUUGACAACUCUAAUGCAUGCUGAUCACCUUUCAUAUGGUUGUGACUUCCAAGGUGGUAUCACUACUGGCCGUUUCACUAAUGGGAAGCUCGUUACGGACAUGAUCGUUUCGAGUCUAGGGAUUAAGGAUUCAGUGCCAGCCUACCUUGAUCCAAAGAUCACUAACCAUGACUUGCUCACCGGUGUCAGCUUUGCCUCUGCCGGUUCUGGAUUGGACGACAUGACUGUCGAUAUAAGUUCUAUUAUCAAAAUGUCAACUCAAUUGGUCCACUUCCAAGAAUGCAUUGCUUGAAUCUAGUCUAUAGUAGGAAAUGCCACUGCAGAUGAGAUCAUCGAGAAUGCCAUAUUCACUGUUGGUGCUACAACCAAUGAUAUGUUGUUUAACUAUUACGAUUUACCCACAAGGAGGGUGGAGUAUUCCUUGUCCGGUUACCAUGAUUUCCUUCUCAGAAAUCUUGAGACUUUUAUCUCGGUCAGUCUUUAUAGAAAUGGGGCAAGAAAGAUUACGAUAAUGGGGCUUCCAUCAGUUGGUUGUUUGCCCAUUCAAGCAACUGUGGGUACCUUUACACCGGGUCCUACCACACUAAAACAUAAGUGUGUAGAUCAACAGAAUGUAGACUCACAGGCCUACAAUGCCAAACUUCAGGGUUAUAUCACAAGGUGUGAAGCUACACUCCCUGGUGCCAAACUUGCUUAUGCGGAUAUCUGCACUCCCUUGAUGGACAUGAUUCUCUACCCCAACAAAUAUGGUUUUAGGCAUACCCUAAAAGGGUGUUGUGGGACCGGAUACGUAGAGAUGGGUCCUUUGUGCAACAGUUGGACGCCAGUUUUCUCAAACUCUUCCAAGUAUAUUUUCUUUGAUGCCAUCCAUCCAACACAAACCGCUUACCAGAAUAUUGCCGACGUCAUUCAGCAAAAUGUGCUUCCUCAUCUAGCUAAUUAG